AUGCCAACAGAAUUAAAUUCUUCAUCAAGUUCUGAAGAGCAACAAUUUGGCCUCAAUCAAAUUAAUAAAAUACCUGAAUAUUAUUCUACUGAAAGGGCAUUUUUUAAUUUUGAAGCAAAUUCAUUUGAACGAACAUAUCCAUAUGUAUAUGAUGGUUCGAAUUGGCAAAUUUCUUUGCCAAACAUGAAUUCUGACAGCAAAGUCAUGUCAUCAUUGUUAGCUGCUCGUAAGUUUGUUGUUCGGAUUGGCAUUCUAUAUGAACAUAAAUCAACUACAAAGAUGUUUUAUGGAAGUGGUUUUUUACUUACUGAUCGUUUCGUAUUGACAUGUGCACAUAAUUUCGAUGUUGUUGAAUGGGGAAAAGAAAAAGUUCCACAUAGUAAAAUUAACAUUUGUUGCUGUGAUCCAGCUAAUGAAUCAUUAUUUUCGUUAUCAAAUCCAAGUCCAUUAUUAAUUGAAGCAAAACUAAUUUGUCGUGGAUUAUACAAAGACAAAAUGUCUGAUUAUGAUUAUACACAAUCCUCAACAACUGAUCUUGCUUUACUUGAGUUAAGUAAACCAGCAACACAUUUAGAAAAAAAUGAAUGUUUUAAUCCGAAGCUAACUUCAUCAUCGUUCUUAUCGAAUAGUUAUCCAAUUAACUCAAAAUUAUAUCUAAUUGGCUAUAAUGGUGAAUUACAAGAUAUUGAUGAUUUAAUGCCUUAUAAAUAUUUAAAUGAUUUUAAUAAUUUAUCAGUCGAUAAAUUGAAUCUAUACCACAACGUCAAUGACAAAUCUGUCUCUGUGGGGCGUUUAAUAAAUUCAUUGAUAACAGACCAAUAUAGUGCACAUAAUUGCACCACAUUACCAGGAUCGAGCGGCUCUUUAAUGAUUGAUCCUACCGGAAAAUUUAUUGGCGUGCAUAUAGGCGUCACUAAUUCACGUAGAGGAAAAACAGAUGAAAUCUUUUUUACUAAAGAAACGUUCAACAAAUUCAUACCAAUUUAUUCAAAAGAAUUUCGUGCCUUUAUUGAUGAAACAAUCUUAUCAACUAUUCAUAAUGAUACAUUAUCAAAAAAUUGGAAAUAUGUUUCAACUCAAGAUAUGGACGAUUAA
Messenger RNA from Rotaria sordida, 1095 nucleotides. NCBI's taxonomy places the organism in Eukaryota, Metazoa, Rotifera, Eurotatoria, Philodinida, Philodinidae. The record is from the annotation of a GenBank genome assembly.